AUGAAAGAAAUAAAAGAUGAAGAAAUUUUUGGUCCAGUUAUUGCAUUUGUUUAUGUAAUAGAGUUUCAAAAGCGUGGAUUGCCUCAUGUGCAUUUCAUUACAUUUUUAAGUGAAAAGAUCCGUGAUACUGAAACUGUAGAUAAAAUAAUAUGUGCAGAAAUACCAGAUGAAAUAAAGAAUCCUGAGCUAUUUAAUAUUGUAAAGCAGUUUCAAGUCCAUGGGCCUUGUGGUAAUCAAAAUAUAAAUUCACCUUGCAUGGACUCUGAAAAAAAAAUUUGUACGAAAUAUUAUCCGAAGCCAUUUUGUUCAGAAACAUCUUAUCACUCUAAGAAUUAUCCAGAAUAUAGAAGAAGAAAAGAUGGUAAGCAAAUUAUCUUUUAUAAUAAAGAUGGAUCAAUUAAGUGUAUUGCAGAUAAUUCAAUGAUUGUACCUUACAAUCCAUAUUUAAGUAAAAAAUUUGAAUGUCACAUAACUGUUAUGGUAUGUAGUAGUACAGGUGGCAUUAAAUAUUUAUUUAAAUAUUGCUAUAAGGGCCAUGACUGUGCAUUUAUUGUUUACAAGGAUGAUAAUCAAGAAAUGCAAUAUGAUGAAAUUCAAUAUUAUUUAAAUACACGAUAUGUAUGUCCACCAGAAGCAAUGCAUAGAUUAUACGAAUUUCCUAUGCAUGAACAAUCACAUGCAACAUACAGAUUAGCUGUACAUUUACCUAAUCAACAAUCAAUAUGUUUUCAAGAAGGAUUAGAGGAAGAAGCCGUUAACAAAUUCAAAAACACGACAUUGACGGCAUGGUUUAAAUUGAAUGCAGAAGAUUCCGAGGCGCGCAAAUAUUUAUAUACAGAAAUACCUCAUAACUAUGUUUUUGUUGAAUCUUCAAAAACUUGGAAAGUAAGACAACGAAUAACUAAAAUCUUAAUUUGUCGAAUGUAUUUUGUUAGUCCAAAAGAUAUUGAAAGGUAUUUUCUAAGACUUUUACUACUUUAUGUACGUGGUGCUAAGUCAUUUGAAGAUAUAAAAACUUAUGAAGGUAUUACAUACAACACUUUUACAGAAGCUGCACGUGCGAGAAAUUUAAUGGUAGACGAUAACGAAUGGAACAAUUGUUUGACUGAAGCUGUGAGUAUGAAGUUUCCUAAAGAACUUUGUCGUUUAUUAGCAUACAUAUGUGUAUUUGGAUCGCCUGUUAAUGCUAUUGAUUUAUGGAAUAAAUACAAAGAAGAUAUGAUUUUUGAGAAUGAUUUACCUGUGGAAGUAUCGAUUCAAAAAUCAUUAAUUCUAAUUAAUGAAGUAUUUAGUUUUCAUGGAUUUUCGCUCCAUCAAUUUGGUUUGCCACAUAUUAAUCAGAAAGUUUUUGAUGAUUAUAAUUCAGUAAGUAAGGAAAAUAGUGCUUUAGAAUUACAAUUACUUAAAAUAAAGUCUGAUUGUCUUAUUAAAAGUUUGAAUGAUGACCAACGUAAUGUUUUCAAUGAUAUUAUGAUGGCAGUACAUAAUGAUAAUUGUAGUAAUAGAUAUAUUUAUCUCGAUGGACCUGGAGGAAGUGGUAAAAGUUAUUUACAUAAUACAAUAAUUACAACUGUAGAGAGUGAAGGAUUGGUGGUUUUAUCAGUAGCAUGGACUGGUAUAGCUGCGAAUCUUUUAAAAGGUGGACGAACGGCACAUUCUAUGUUUAAAUUUCCUAUACCAAUUAAUGAAGAUUCAACAUGUAAUAUAAGUGGGAUGUCAAAACACAGUGAACUUUUAAGAAGUGCUAAAAUCAUUAUUUGGGACGAAAUUACAAUGGCACCUAAAUAUGCUUUACAAGCAAUGGAAGUUAUGUUGAGGGAUAUUACGAAAUGUAAGAAACCGUUUGGAGGUAAAGUUAUUUUGCUUUCAGGAGAUUUUAGGCAAAUUUUGCCAAUUGUUCCACACGGUAGUCGGACUCAUAUUGUUGAAGUAUGUGUGAAAAAUAGUAAAUUGUGGCAUCUUUUUCAAACUAGGUCGUUACACGUUAAUGUUAGAUUAAAUAAUAAUCAGAUAAACUUUUCAAACUGGUUAUUAAAUGUCGGCGAUGGUAAACAUCAAAGUACAUUUGAAAAGAAAAAUAACGUUUUAGAAAUUCCACAAGAUUUGAUUUCGAAUGGAAAUUUAAUUGAAGAAAUAUAUGGUUCAUCAAUAAGUCGAAAUGAUGUAUCUGCUUAUUCUUCUUGCAUUCUUUCAUUAACAAAUUCUGAGGUAUUAGAUAUGAAUGAUCGUAUUUUGUCAAAUUCAGAAGGAAAUGAAGUUGUUUAUUACAGUAUAGAUUCACAUGUAGACGAGGAUCAGAAAGACAUCAAUAACAUUGUUCCAGUGGAAGUUUUAAAUAGUUUAACACCAGAUGGUUUACCACCUCAUAGAUUAUCAUUAAAGGAGGGAUGUAUAAUUAUGCUUUUAAGGAAUAUGAAUUUGGUUAAAGGAUUAUGUAAUGGUACCCGAUUAGUUGUCAAAUCUUUAUUAAGAAAUGUUAUUUCUGCAGAAAUUAUUGUUGGAAAAUCUAAAGCAUUCGCCAGCAUAGGAGCAAAAUUAGAAAUUCCUAAAGGAAAUGGGCCUUAUAUUUAUCGUGUACAUGGACAAGUGUAUCAUAAUACAUAUGCCCUUCAUCCCGAUGGUGAUGACAAUCGAAAAUAUGGUCAGUUGUACAUUAUUGACACUAAUGAAGCAGUACUUGAACGAUUAAAGAAUAAAUCUAAUAAGAAAUGUUUAUCAUCAUUAAUGGAAGAAAUAGAUAAAUUAUUAAGGGAAAUUAAUCCUUAUGCUAAAGCUUUUAAAAUGAUGAGAGAGGUAGAAUUAGAAGAAGAAGCACUAGCAAAAUCUAAAAAUGAGCCUAUAAGGAAUAUUCAAAUGUGGAUUAAACGAGAUAGAUCAUUGAAUCAAAGCAAAUUUAAUGUUCCAUCUUGUAGUGAAGUAGCACUUGUAUUUGUUAGCGAAGAUGGUGAACCUCCUAUGGAACAAGAACUUUUAAUCAAUGUUUACAAUUAG
Messenger RNA from Leptopilina boulardi, 2991 nucleotides. RefSeq lists its product as uncharacterized. NCBI's taxonomy places the organism in Eukaryota, Metazoa, Arthropoda, Insecta, Hymenoptera, Figitidae. The transcript has 3 exons. Gene Ontology annotation, molecular function: DNA helicase activity. Gene Ontology annotation, biological process: DNA repair; telomere maintenance. The record is from RefSeq and is a predicted model, not a curated record. The coding region runs from base 1 to 2991 and encodes 996 amino acids.